This is a messenger RNA of Microthlaspi erraticum, 1152 nucleotides long. NCBI's taxonomy places the organism in Eukaryota, Viridiplantae, Streptophyta, Magnoliopsida, Brassicales, Brassicaceae. The record is from the annotation of a GenBank genome assembly.
AUGGGCUUACUCUGCAGCAGAAGUCGACAUCAUACAGAAGAUACUGAUGAGAAUGCACAGGCUGUUGAAAUCGAAAGACGGAUAGAGCAAGAGGCAAAAGCUGAAAAGCAUAUCCGGAAGCUUCUGUUACUUGGUGCUGGAGAAUCUGGAAAAUCUACAAUUUUUAAGCAGAUAAAGCUUCUGUUUCAAACGGGAUUUGAUGAAGGGGAACUAAAGAGCUAUGUUCCAGUCAUACAUGCCAAUGUCUAUCAGACUAUAAAAUUGUUGCAUGAUGGAACAAAGGAAUUUGCUCAAAAUGAAUCAGAUUCUGCAAAAUAUUUGUUAUCUGCUGAAAAUAUGGCAAUUGGGGAGAAACUCUCUGAAAUUGGUGGUAGGUUAGACUAUCCGCGUCUUACUAAGGACCUCGCCGAGGGUAUAGAAACACUAUGGAAGGAUCCUGCAAUCCAGGAAACAUGUGCUCGUGGUAAUGAGCUUCAAGUUCCUGAUUGUACAAAGUAUCUGAUGGAGAACUUGAAGAGACUAUCAGAUCUUCAUUAUAUUCCAACCAAGGAGGAUGUUCUUUACGCAAGAGUUCGCACCACUGGUGUCGUGGAAAUACAAUUCAGCCCUGUGGGAGAGAAUAAGAAAAGCGGCGAAGUGUACCGAUUAUUCGACGUGGGUGGACAGAGAAACGAGAGGAGGAAAUGGAUUCAUCUGUUUGAAGGUGUAACUGCUGUGAUAUUUUGUGCUGCCAUUAGCGAGUAUGACCAAACUCUCUUUGAAGACGAGCAGAAAAACAGGAUGAUGGAAACCAAAGAAUUAUUCGACUGGGUCCUGAAACAGCCCUGUUUCGAGAAAACAUCCUUCAUGCUGUUCUUGAACAAGUUCGACAUAUUCGAGAAGAAGGUUCUUGAUGUUCCAUUGAACGUUUGCGAGUGGUUCAGAGAUUACCAACCAGUUUCAAGUGGGAAACAGGAGAUCGAGCAUGCAUACGAGUUUGUGAAGAAGAAGUUUGAGGAACUAUAUUACCAGAACACAGCGCCGGAUCGAGUGGACAGGGUAUUCAAAAUCUACAGAACAACGGCUUUGGACCAGAAGCUCGUAAAGAAAACGUUUAAGCUCGUUGAUGAGACCUUAAGAAGGAGAAAUCUAUUGGAGGCUGGUCUUUUAUGA